AUGCCCACCGUUCACCUGCUCGACUAUGUUGCGGGGAACAUACGUUCUUUGGUCAAUGCGAUCAACCAGGUUGGAUACGAAGUGGAAUGGGUCAAGACCCCGGAAGACGUGAAGAACGCGGACAAACUGAUUCUUCCUGGCGUCGGUCACUUUGGCCAUUGUCUCUCCCAACUCGAAAAAGGCGGCUUCCUGGGCCCAAUUCGACAGCAUAUCGAGGCAGGCAAGCCUUUCAUGGGUAUUUGUGUUGGACUGCAGGCCCUUUUCCAAGGAUCAGAGGAGGAUGCCAAAGUUCCAGGACUGGGUUUGAUCCCCAUGCGCAUCCAGCAUUUCGAUGACAAGAACAAGAGCGUGCCGCACAUCGGAUGGAACUCGGCGAUGAACACAGAACUUGCAUCCAAGAAGCAAAGCUUCUAUGGACUUAUUCCAACCAGCAAGUACUACUAUGUUCACUCCUACGCGGCCCCUUAUAACCCGGGGGUUCUUGAGAAGGAUGGCUGGUCCGUCGCCACUGCCACCUAUGGAGACGAGGAAUUUAUCGGCGCAGUCAGCCGAGGAAAUAUUUUUGGCACACAGUUCCAUCCCGAAAAGAGUGGGGUGGCGGGUCUUCGUGCAAUUCGCGCCUUUUUGAAUGGCGAUCAGUUCCAAUCCGUGUCGCUGGAUUCGAUUGCCGACAAAAGAGACGGGCUGACCCGCCGAGUCAUUGCCUGCCUUGAUGUCCGUACAAACGACAACGGCGACCUCGUGGUGACCAAAGGUGAUCAGUAUGACGUGCGAGAGAAGAGUGGUGUAGAUGCGAGUGGCCAGGUGCGAAACCUGGGAAAACCGGUCGACAUGGCCAAGAAGUACUACGAGCAAGGAGCUGAUGAAGUUACCUUCCUGAACAUCACUUCUUUCCGAAACUGCCCUCUAGCGGAUACACCUAUGCUUGAGAUCUUGCGAAGGGCGUCGGAAACCGUUUUUGUGCCAUUGACCAUUGGCGGAGGCAUCCGAGACACAGUCGACACCGAUGGCACUCAAGUUCCUGCACUUGACGUCGCAACCAUGUAUUUCAAGUCUGGCGCUGACAAAGUUAGCAUCGGAUCAGAUGCAGUUUUUGCCGCCGAGGAGUACUACCAAGCUGGCAAGAAACUGAGUGGUCGCACUCCAAUUGAGACCAUUUCCAAUGCGUACGGAAAGCAGGCCGUGGUGGUGAGCGUGGACCCUAAGCGGGUCUACGUUGAUCGACCUGAGGACACAGGCCACCACACUAUUAAGACCGCGUAUCCCAAUGCCGCAGGGCAAAGCUACUGCUGGUAUCAAUGUACUGUCAAGGGUGGUCGGGAAACCCGGGAUAUGGAUGUUCGACAACUGGUGCAGGCCGUCGAGGCCAUGGGUGCUGGAGAAAUCCUUUUGAAUUGCAUUGAUAAGGAUGGUAGUAACAGUGGGUUUGACUUGGAAUUAAUCAACGAUAUCAAGGCUUCCAUCAAGAUCCCCGUCAUUGCUUCUAGCGGAGCUGGUGUACCGAGACACUUUGCAGAGGUAUUCAGCAAGACCACUACAGAUGCCGCAUUGGGCGCAGGCAUGUUCCACCGUGGAGAAUAUACAGUAAGCCAGGUCAAAGAUCACCUUCAAGAGGAGGGAUUCCUAGUGCGCCAAUUCGAAGCCGAGAUCUAA
This is a messenger RNA of Penicillium atrosanguineum, 1653 nucleotides long. RefSeq names its product imidazoleglycerol-phosphate synthase. Gene Ontology annotation, biological process: L-histidine biosynthetic process. The transcript is spliced from 3 exons. Gene Ontology annotation, molecular function: oxo-acid-lyase activity; imidazoleglycerol-phosphate synthase activity. NCBI's taxonomy places the organism in Eukaryota, Fungi, Ascomycota, Eurotiomycetes, Eurotiales, Aspergillaceae. The record is from RefSeq and is a predicted model, not a curated record. The coding region runs from base 1 to 1653 and encodes 550 amino acids.